GACCAACGCUUGUGAACAUUUUGUUUAAGCUAUAACUUUUCUGGAAAUGGAUCAUUCAAAGUUGAAUGGCAACGGUGACCAUGCGUUGGAGGAGGUGGUGUCGGAAUACUACGACCCGGUAGCCAUUCUUCUUUCCAGUGGCCACUACGACACGAAGAAUCUCACAGAUGAGCUAAAAAAAUGCUCGGUUACUUACGACCAGGUAAGCGGCCUCGAGGCGGAAGAUUUACGACUAAUGGGAAUAACAAACGAGAAUGCAAUCAAAGAGAUUUUAUCCGACUUAUCCGAGCUAGUGAAUCAAAGGCGAAUGUACGACAGUGUUCUUCAGCACGAAUUUGACCCUUGCCAGUACGCCACAACCAUUUGCCAAAACACCUCCGACCACCUGGAGAGCAUGCGGAUGUUGAUUAAGCUCAUGCAGCUAAGGUUUAGGCUAUCAUUUCCCAAUAACGUUUUGCUAGACGACCGUUACUAUGCGACCGAGAUGUCCCUAUCGCUUUGUGAUAGAAUCUGUGAAAGGUUGGACAACAUGUGCACAGUUUCGGUUGGUGUUAAUGCAAGUAGUAAACGCAAAACGUGGAUGCCUAAAUUAACCGUUCCACUGGUGCUCCUCUCCGGUGUCUUCGUGUUUACAGUAUGGUUGAAACAAAAGUAAAAGCAAAGUGAAAGUGCCUUGUUACGUGGGGAAAGUAAAACAGUACAAUAAAAAGUGCGUUGUAACGUAGAAUACAGAAAUUAGUAUUUACGGUGCAGCAGCAGUACCUUAAAAGAGAACUUUAGGAGAGCACAAUCAAUUCUAGUUUUCCAUGAUAAGGAAAUGUAUUGUUGCUUUAGUUACACCCUUAUCGCAUGCUGUCGGGUCAAUAAAAGUGCCUUCGUCACUAGCCAAAUAUUGGCUUAUCGAUAAACUGCACGUAGGGAUGCUGAAUGCGCUUUUGAUACUCAAUCAGAACAAGCUUGUUAACACCUUUCGUUAAAAUAUGCCUGGGAACAUACAGU
This is a messenger RNA of Anopheles bellator, 999 nucleotides long. RefSeq lists its product as uncharacterized. Bases 47 to 655 code for a protein of 202 amino acids. The transcript has 3 exons. Lineage: Eukaryota; Metazoa; Arthropoda; Insecta; Diptera; Culicidae. The record is from RefSeq and is a predicted model, not a curated record.